AUGUUUUUAAUUAUUGUUUUAUUAUUUUUUGUGUUAGUGUUAUCUGCUAUACUGUACACAAAAUUGACAUUGGGUAUCAAUAAAUGUAGUAAACAUCUUAUCGGUAAAGUAGUUAUUAUAACAGGAGCCAAUACUGGAAUUGGAUAUGAAACUGCUAAGGAUUUGGCCUACAGAGGGGCUCGAGUCAUUUUAGCUUGCCGAAAUGAACAACUCGGCCUGGCAGCUCAGAAAGAUAUCAUCGCAGAAACCGCUAAUCCAAACAUCCAAUACCUUCAACUGGAUUUGGCAUCCUUGAGCUCUGUGAGGAGGUUUGCUGAUAACAUUCUUAAAAAUGAGAAGCAACUUAAUAUACUCAUUAAUAAUGCUGGUAUAAUUGGUAGUAAAUACAGAAAAACUGAAGAUGGUCUUCUACUUGACAUGCAAUCCAAUCAUUUGGGGCCCUUCCUCUUGACUUCUUUAUUGCUUCCAUUAUUAAAGACUUCCGGUGCUAGUCGAAUUAUUAACGUUUCAUCUUUAGGAUAUCAAUUUUCUAAUUUGGAUGUGAAUGACUUGAACAUGGAAAAGGCACCAUACAAUAGCAGAAUAUCGUAUGGUAAUACAAAAUUGUGCAAUAUACUAAUGACAGUGGAAUUAUCUAACCGCUUAAAAGGCACCGCAGUUACUGCGAACUCUUUGCAUCCAGGCGUAGUCGACACUAACAUGGCAAUUGUAGCAAACAACCAAAGUUUAUUGAUGAGAAUAUUUAAUUUAUUAACACCUUAUACUAAAACUAGAUGGGAAGGUGCACAAACAACGAUUUACUUGGCUGUGUCCCCCGAAGUUGAAGGUGUUAGCGGUAAUUAUUAUAGUGAUUGCCGUCAAAUAUCUACUUCUAAGUUGGCUCAAGAUAAGAAUCUUGCUCGUAAAUUGUGGGAAGUGUCAGAAAGAUUAGUAAAAAUUAAUGAUAUAUAG
Achroia grisella is the source of this 951-nucleotide messenger RNA. Its product is annotated as retinol dehydrogenase 12-like. The transcript has a single exon. Bases 1 to 951 code for a protein of 316 amino acids. NCBI's taxonomy places the organism in Eukaryota, Metazoa, Arthropoda, Insecta, Lepidoptera, Pyralidae. The record is from RefSeq and is a predicted model, not a curated record.